This is a messenger RNA of Fusarium vanettenii 77-13-4, 987 nucleotides long. RefSeq lists its product as uncharacterized. The record is from RefSeq and is a predicted model, not a curated record. The transcript has a single exon. The coding region runs from base 1 to 987 and encodes 328 amino acids. Lineage: Eukaryota; Fungi; Ascomycota; Sordariomycetes; Hypocreales; Nectriaceae. Gene Ontology annotation, molecular function: oxidoreductase activity.
AUGAAAGCAGCCGUCAUUCACGCCCCCGGCGGCCCCGAAGUCCUCCGGCUAGAAGACAUCCCAAUCCCUGUGGCAAACCCGGGCCAGGUCCUGAUCCGGGUCAGGGCCUUUGGACUCAACCGCUCCGAGCUCUUCACUCGGCAGGGUCACUCCCCUAGUGUACAGUUUCCCCGUGUCCUAGGCAUCGAGGCUGUCGGGACAGUCGCUGCAGCGCCAGGUGGGGAGUUUGUGGAGGGCGAGGUUGUCGCAACCGCCAUGGGAGGUCUAGGCCGCAAUUUUGAUGGCGGAUAUGCAGAGUACACCUGCGUGUCAGCGGCCAACGUGCAGGCCAUUCCCCGGGACGUAGCUGACGGUCUCAGCUGGAACAUCCUUGGUGCAAUGCCAGAGAUGUUACAAACCGCGUGGGGAUCGCUAUUCAGAGCACUUAAGCUGAGCAAAGGCGACAAGCUCCUUAUCCGUGGGGGAACAACGAGCGUGGGGAUCGCCGCUGCUUCACUCGCUGCGGAACACGGGGCAACGGUCAUGGCUACCACGCGAAGGACCAGCAAGGACGUUGCUGACCUCAUGAAACGGCAUGGUGUAGGAGAGGUAGUCGUCGACACGGGAGAAAUUGCAGAGGAUGUGUUGAAGAUCUGGCCUGGGGGAGCUGAUAAGGUUUUGGAGCUGGUUGGAACCUUGACCUUGGACGACUCGAUGCGGUGCGCAAAAGAAGGUGGCAUUGUCUGCAUGUCUGGCAUAGUAGGCAACCAGUGGGCGUUGAAUAACUGGAACCCGAUGGAGUCUAUUCCCUCGGGAGUCUUUCUCACUGCUUACAGUGGUGGACCAAAGGAGUUCAUGGAGACGCCUUUGGGCGAUCUGGCACGGAAGAUCAAAGAUGGAAAGCUGGAGUUGCGAAUUGGCAAGACUUUCGGUUUGGAUGAUAUUGUCGACGCACACAAGUUUAUGGAAGAGAACAAGGCUUUGGGUAAAAUUGUGGUAUUAGUAUAG